Molecule: messenger RNA, 6403 nt
Organism: Erinaceus europaeus (western European hedgehog)
Lineage: Eukaryota; Metazoa; Chordata; Mammalia; Eulipotyphla; Erinaceidae
Gene: COL5A2
Product: collagen type V alpha 2 chain
Exons: 54
Coding region: 365-4861 (1498 amino acids)
Molecular function (GO): protein binding; extracellular matrix structural constituent
Source: RefSeq, a predicted model, not a curated record
ACGAAGCCCCAUUUAUGUUUAAAAUCUAAAUAAGAUAGGGACAGUUCAAGGCACAGAGGCUCGUGCUCUGAUUUGGUUGUUUACCAUCAAUCAGACCGUUGCUUGGCAGACACUGGAUGGUUAUGAGCCUGAACAAGCUGCAAAGGGGCAGGGAAAGAAGUGGAGGCAGCAUUCUUCCUAUUUAAAGCUGCAUCGCUCGAAAAAAGUUUUCACAGACUGUGCUGGAGCUGGUGCUGAAAAAAGGGGGUUUGCAGAGGCUGCCCUGCUGGUGCUGAAGGAAGAGCCCGCAGCUGACUUCAUGGUGCUACAAUAAGAAUCUCCUUUUCACUCCCAGGAGGACCUACAUGUCUGAUAUUUAGACACAAUGGCAAACUGGGUGGAAGCAAGACCUCUCCUCAUCCUAACUGUUUUAUUAGGGCAAUUUGUCUCAAUAAAAGCCCAGGAAGAAGGCGAGGAUGAAGGAUAUGAUGAAGAAAUAGCCUGCACUCAGAAUGGUCAGAUGUACUUAAACAGAGACAUUUGGAAGCCUGCCCCUUGCCAGAUCUGCGUCUGUGACAAUGGAGCUAUUCUCUGUGAUAGGAUACAGUGCCAGGACGUGCUUGAAUGUGUUGACCCCAUAACUCCUCCUGGGGAAUGUUGUCCUGUCUGCCCACAUUCAGCUGGAGCUGGCAACACCAAUUUUGGUAGAGGAAGAAAGGGACAAAAAGGGGAGCCUGGAUUAGUACCUGUUGUGACAGGCAUACGUGGACGUCCGGGGCCUGCAGGUCCUCCAGGAUCGCAAGGUCCAAGAGGAGAGCGGGGCCCCAAAGGAAAACCUGGUCCUCGCGGUCCUCAGGGAAUUGAUGGAGAGCCAGGCGUUCCUGGUCAGCCUGGCGCCCCAGGGCCUCCCGGACACCCAUCCCAUCCAGGCCCCGAUGGCAUGAGCAGGCCAUUUUCAGCUCAAAUGGCUGGACUGGAUGAAAAGUCUGGACUUGGAAGUCAAGUAGGCUUGAUGCCUGGCUCUGUGGGUCCCAUUGGCCCAAGAGGACCUCAGGGUUUACAAGGACAACAAGGUGGUGCUGGCCCUACAGGACCUCCAGGAGAGCCUGGUGAACCUGGACCCAUGGGUCCAGUCGGUGCGCGUGGACCGGAGGGCCCUCCUGGGAAACCUGGCGAAGACGGUGAACCUGGUCGAAAUGGAAAUCCUGGUGAAGUGGGAUUUGCAGGAUCUCCGGGAGCUCGAGGGUUUCCUGGGGCUCCUGGUCUCCCAGGCCUGAAGGGUCAUCGAGGACACAAAGGCCUUGAUGGACCCAAAGGUGAAGUUGGAGCUACUGGUUCUAAGGGUGAAGCUGGUCCUACAGGUCCAAUGGGUGCCAUGGGUCCUCUGGGCCCCAGGGGGAUGCCAGGAGAGAGGGGAAGACUGGGACCACAGGGUGCUCCUGGACAACGAGGUGCACAUGGUAUGCCUGGAAAACCGGGGCCAAUGGGUCCUCUUGGAAUACCUGGUUCUUCUGGUUUCCCAGGAAAUCCUGGCUUAAAGGGAGAAGCAGGACCCACUGGGGCACGAGGCCCCGAAGGCCCUCAGGGCCAACGGGGUGAAGCUGGCCCACCAGGACCAGCUGGCUCUCAAGGUCUUCCCGGCGCAGUGGGAACUGAUGGCACACCUGGCGCCAAAGGCCCAACAGGCUCUCCAGGCACAUCAGGGCCUCCGGGCUUGGCAGGGCCCCCUGGAUCUCCAGGACCUCAGGGCAGCACCGGACCUCCAGGAAUCCGAGGCCAACCGGGUGAUCCAGGAGUUCCAGGUUUUAAAGGAGAAGCUGGACCCAAAGGGGAACCAGGACCACACGGCAUUCAAGGUCCAAUAGGUCCAGCUGGGGAAGAAGGCAAAAGAGGCCCUCGAGGUGACCCAGGAACUGUCGGGCCUCCAGGCGCAGUGGGAGAAAGGGGCGCUCCUGGCAACCGUGGCUUUCCAGGCUCUGACGGUUUACCCGGCCCUAAGGGGGCUCAAGGAGAGAGGGGCCCUGUAGGCUCUUCAGGACCCAAAGGAGGCCAGGGGGACCCAGGACGUCCAGGUGAACCCGGACUCCCAGGUGCUCGGGGCCUGACAGGGAACCCUGGUGUGCAAGGCCCUGAAGGGAAGCUCGGACCUUUGGGGGCUUCAGGUGAAGAUGGCCGGCCAGGACCCCCAGGUUCCAUAGGAAUCAGAGGACAGCCGGGGAGCAUGGGGCUUCCGGGCCCCAAAGGCAGCAGCGGUGACCUCGGGAAGCCUGGAGAGGCAGGACAUGCUGGUGUUCCUGGGCAAAGGGGAGCUCCUGGGAAGGAUGGUGAAGUUGGCCCAGCUGGUCCUGUUGGCCCCCCGGGUCUGGCUGGAGAGAGAGGCGAACAGGGACCUCACGGCCCUACUGGCUUUCAGGGACUUCCUGGUCCUCCAGGUCCACCUGGGGAAGGUGGAAAGCCAGGUGAUCAAGGGGUUCCUGGAGAUGCUGGAGCAGUUGGCCCAUUAGGACCUAGAGGAGAACGAGGAAAUCCAGGAGAAAGAGGAGAACCAGGGAUAACUGGGCUUCCUGGUGAGAAGGGGAUGGCUGGAGGACAUGGUCCUGAUGGCCCCAAAGGCAACCCGGGGCCAGCUGGUACCCCUGGAGAUGCAGGCCCCCCGGGCCUUCAGGGCAUGCCUGGGGAAAGAGGCAUUGCAGGAACUCCUGGUCCCAAGGGUGACAGAGGUGGCAUAGGAGAGAAGGGUGCUGAAGGCACGGCCGGGAACGAUGGCGCGAGGGGUCUUCCAGGCCCCUUGGGUCCUCCUGGUCCUGCGGGUCCCACUGGAGAAAAGGGUGAACCUGGCCCUCGAGGUUUAGUGGGUCCUCCCGGUUCCCGUGGCAAUCCGGGUUCUCGGGGUGAAAAUGGGCCAACUGGAGCUGUUGGCUUUGCUGGACCUCAGGGGCCUGAUGGACAGCCUGGAGUAAAAGGUGAACCUGGGGAACCAGGACAGAAAGGAGAUGCCGGUUCUCCUGGACCCCAGGGCCUAGCAGGAUCCCCAGGCCCUCAUGGUCCUAAUGGUGUUCCUGGAUUAAAAGGUGGUCGAGGAACUCAGGGCCCGCCUGGUGCUACAGGAUUUCCAGGCUCUGCUGGCAGGGUUGGACCUCCAGGCCCGACAGGCGCUCUGGGGCCUGCAGGACCCUUAGGGGAGCCUGGCAAGGAGGGUCCUCCGGGUCUUCGCGGAGACCCUGGUUCUCAUGGGCGAGUAGGAGAUCGUGGAGCAGCCGGCCCCCCUGGUGGCCCAGGGGACAAAGGGGACCCAGGAGAAGAUGGGCAACCUGGUCCUGAUGGUCCCCCUGGUCCAGCCGGAACUACUGGGCAGAGAGGAAUUGUGGGCAUGCCUGGUCAGCGUGGAGAGCGGGGCAUGCCAGGCCUACCAGGCCCUGCGGGCACGCCAGGAAAAGUAGGGCCUACUGGUGCAACAGGGGAUAAAGGCCCACCUGGACCUGUGGGCCCUCCCGGUUCGAAUGGCCCUGCAGGGGAACCUGGACCUGAGGGCCCAGCUGGUAAUGAUGGCACUCCAGGACGGGAUGGAGCUGUUGGAGAACGUGGUGAUCGUGGAGACCCUGGACCUGCCGGCCUGCCGGGCUCUCAGGGAGCCCCUGGAACUCCUGGCCCUGUCGGUGCUCCAGGAGACGCCGGGCAGAGAGGAGAUCCGGGCUCUCGGGGUCCUGUAGGACCACCUGGUCGAGCUGGGAAACGUGGCUUACCUGGACCUCAAGGACCUCGUGGUGACAAAGGUGACCAUGGAGACCGAGGCGACCGAGGUCAGAAGGGUCACAGAGGCUUUACUGGUCUCCAGGGACUCCCUGGACCUCCAGGCCCCAAUGGUGAGCAAGGCAGUGCUGGCACCCCUGGACCAUUUGGGCCGAGAGGCCCUCCAGGACCCAUCGGUCCAUCGGGUAAAGAAGGAAAUCCCGGCCCACUGGGACCUGUCGGGCCUCCUGGCGUCCGGGGCACCAUUGGAGAAGCAGGACCCGAGGGUCCCCCUGGUGAGCCUGGUCCCCCUGGUCCCCCAGGACCACCUGGUCACCUUACAGCUGCCCUUGGAGAAAUCAUGGGGCAUUACGAUGAGAGCCUGCCAGACCCACUACCAGAAUUCACCGAAGACCAGGCAGCUCCUGAUGACAAAAACAAGACUGACCCAGGGGUCCACGCGACUCUGAAGUCACUCAGCAGUCAGAUUGAAACCAUGCGUAGCCCUGAUGGUUCCAAAAAACACCCGGCCCGGACGUGUGAUGAUUUAAGACUUUGCCAUUCUGAAAAGCGAAGUGGCGAAUACUGGAUUGAUCCUAAUCAGGGAUCUGUUGAAGAUGCAAUCAAAGUUUACUGCAACAUGGAGACGGGAGAGACUUGUAUUUCUGCAAACCCUUCCAGCAUACCCUGUAAAACCUGGUGGGCCAGCAGGUCUCCUGACAAUAAGCCUGUCUGGUAUGGUCUUGAUAUGAACAGAGGAUCUCAGUUUGUUUAUGGAGACCACCAGUCACCGAAUGCAGCCAUUACUCAAAUGACCUUCUUGCGCCUUUUAUCCAAAGAAGCUUCCCAAAACAUCACUUACAUCUGUAAAAACAGUGUAGGGUACAUGGAUGAUCAGACUAAGAGCCUCAAGAAAGCUGUGGUCCUAAAAGGGUCAAAUGACUUAGAAAUCAAAGCAGAAGGAAACGCUAGGUUCAGAUACGUAGUUCUGCAGGACACGUGCUCGAAACGAAAUGGAAACCUAGGCAAGACCGUCUUUGAAUACAGAACACAGAACGUGGCCCGCCUGCCCAUCGUAGACCUUGCGCCCGUGGACAUUGGCGGCACAGAUCAGGAAUUUGGCGUUGAAAUCGGGCCCGUCUGUUUUGUGUAAAGCAAGUGGAGAUACAUGGACGAUGAGCCUCACCCCACCAUCAGAUGACACCACCCUUACAAGAACUUCGACUGAAGCUGACCCUGAGACUCUUGAAGUAACGGCUGACACUGCGUCAGCAUUGUAUAUAUGGUCUGAAGUACCAGCCCUCCUUAUCCUUCAGAAUAUUUAUUUUGCUUACAAGCCUCAAGUUUUAAUUGACGUAAAAUAUUUUUAAAUACAGCAGUUUAGUUUUAUGAUGACCAAUGACAAUGACCCCCUUUAAGGAAAAGUAAGCUGAUUGACUAAGUACAUCUUGGCUAUCUUAAAUUUUUUGAUAUUGUCAUAACAAAGUUGUUUGGUAUGUUUAUCAUUUUUUUUCCUUUGUCCUGGAAGGUAGCUUAAAGAGCGGGGUAUGUAAUACCAGAGCACAUGCUUUUUUUUUUUUUUUUUGCUUGGCUGCAGUUCAAAAAAUACAAAAUAGUGACCUUUUAUGAUCUCUCAUUCCCAGAUUUUCAAUUGAAAUAAACAAAUAAAAGCAUUGAAUCUUGCAAUUAAAACCCACAUGCAUGUCUUGCUCUGUUAUAGAGACUCGUUAAAGAGAAAUUUAACCAAAAUAUCUGUUUCUCAGUCUUGAGUAAAUAGUGGAGUUUCUGUAAAACAAAAUGAAAUCACUUCAGCUCUUAAAUUUUUGUAAAGGGUGGUAAGUUUACACUUUUUUCUUCUUCAAAUUUAGAGAUGACACCUUUGCCUUCCUGACUCUGUCAGUAUGGGUAAAAAUUGCAUGAAUAUACUAUUGAAUACAUUUGCACUUUCUUGUUUAAGAAGACAUCAAAUGCAAAAUAAUUUACACAUACAACCAACUUCGCAAACAUAUGUUCAGGACUGAAAGCUGAGAGUCUUCCAAAUGUAAAAAAUCUCUUCACCCUGAAUUCUAUAGUGAAGAAAAAGAUCUAGAAAACUAGACUUGCAAAGGUGACUCUGAUCAGAUGUGAUGAUUGGAAUUAGACCAUGUGAAAAAAUAAAGUGACCCUUUGUUUCUUAGUGUGAGCUACCUCAUCUCUAGAAGCUGGGAUGGACUUACUAUUCUUGUUGAUAUUUUAGAUACUAAAAGGUGCUAUGCUUCUGUUAUUAUUCCAAGACUGGAGAUAGGCAGGGCUAAAACGUAUUAGUACUUUUUCCUUUAAUGAUGGUGCUAAAACUCUUAUAAAGUUCUUUAAAAAUCAGAUGGAUUUGUCAAUACCAUUUGUGAAAGUAUAACUGUUAGACUUCCCUUUUCUGAAGGAAAGACUUUGUUCCAGGGCCUUUUUCACUGUUCAUCUGCCAUUACUGUUCUCUCUGGAAUGUUCUGUAAAACUUGGAUGCUUCUUAGAUUAGAAUAUGUAGGUUCCAUCCUCUCUCAAGGUGUUUCCUUCGUCACCCUUAAUUGCAUUUGUUGGCUUCAUUUUUAUUUUUUCUUUAAGACUAAACAGCUGGGACCAUCCUAAAGGACAAGCCAUGCACACGACUUUAGCCAUGUAUCUCUGCAACGAAUCUAAUUAAAAGCACGCUUUUGUCAUGUCA